Eriocheir sinensis (Chinese mitten crab) is the source of this 1187-nucleotide messenger RNA. RefSeq names its product lysozyme-like. Bases 252 to 731 code for a protein of 159 amino acids. Gene Ontology annotation, molecular function: lysozyme activity. NCBI's taxonomy places the organism in Eukaryota, Metazoa, Arthropoda, Malacostraca, Decapoda, Varunidae. The record is from RefSeq and is a predicted model, not a curated record. The transcript has 4 exons.
UAUAUAUUUUUUUGCUAUACAUAUCAUGGAAUUGUGAAUCACGGCUUGCUCUGCUGGACACAAGCAUAACCUUCUUUGUCUGCAGAAAACUGAAGGCAUUUUUCGGUGUAAAAAAAUAUUAAGAAAAGGCAUGAGUGUAACAUAAAGCGUAACGAUGACAACUUCAGACCGUGAGAGGAUGCCUGCACCAUGGCCGUGUGUAACAGGCGAAUUUGUCAUAAUUUUGACUUUUUUGACUGGAUUACAAUUUAAUGGCUAACAACUCAACAUCCACUGAAACAACUGAUGUACUCGCCGAAGUGGACCUCAGCUGCAUGGACUGCCUGUGCGAGGCUGCCACCGGGUGCAAUUUUACCGCAAAGUGCGGAACUGGUUCCUACUUCUGCGGGCCCUUCCACAUCUCGUGGGGUUACUGGGCUGACGCGGGUAAGCCCGUUCUGCAGCACGACAAACCGGAGAGGAAGGGAGCCUUUGAGACCUGUGCCAUAGACCCCUACUGCUCUGCAAAUAUUGUCAGCGAGUACAUGAACAAGUUUAGCAAGGACCCCAAGAAAGGCGGAUGCAAUGGUGAUGGGAAGAUCGACUGCAUUGACUAUGCUUACAUGCACAGACUCGGAGGCUACACCUGCAAGGACCCGUCCAUGACCAGCACGACCUUCUUCGAGAGGUUCAACACGUGCUGGCAGGUGGUCCAAGCAGCAAUGCCCAAGGAGUCUCCUCAAGCUAGCUAAUCUUCUUUUGUGUCUCUUCAAGGAGAUCUGAGGUGAUCAUUGUCACUUCUGUGUUACCAGUUGAUCAGGUUUUCAAGUGAUUUUGUUUUCCAUCUGAAACUGUUGUGCAUUGCAUUUCAUAAUAAUGAUUCAUCCUCAUGAGCUCCCUCCUUCCCUUCAAACUGUUAUUUAUGCUGCUUCAUCAUUCACAAUUCAUUUAUUUCCUAUUAAUUCUUUUGAUGCUUACAUGCUUUUCUUUGCAUCUUUGAUUGCUUUGAACGCAGUCAUGAAUCUUCCCACGUCACCAUAGCAUUGUUGUGUGCACACUGUGUCUGUGUUUUCUGAGAUAUUUGGUCUAUUAAGGGCUGAAAAAAGUGUUUAUAUAUUUUGUUGCAAUUUGAUAUUAUCUAUAAACUUUCGUAACUCAUGAGUGGUAAAGUCAUAUUCCAUCUUGUAUUUUUCUAACUGAAUAAAGAU